Molecule: messenger RNA, 927 nt
Organism: Prunus avium (sweet cherry)
Lineage: Eukaryota; Viridiplantae; Streptophyta; Magnoliopsida; Rosales; Rosaceae
Source: RefSeq, a predicted model, not a curated record
UAGAGUCGGAAACAAUUUAAAAAAGAAAAGAAAAAACAAAGUUUGGCUACGAAACGCAACCACGCGGUUUCAUUUAUUUUCCCUUUUUGUUUUUAUUUUUGCAUCUAUCUCUUCUCUUCUCUUCUCUUCUUCUCCCCCUGACUCAGGUAAUUGGUGCUUCCAUGGACGAGGUGAUCACGGCCGCUGAUGCCUCAUCGAAUGGAUCUACAUCAUCACAGACCUCCAUCAUUCCCUCUAAUCUUCCUCUCCUCUCUGCCUUCCUCUCCUUCGCUCUCGCUCAGUUUCUCAAGCUCUUCACCACCUGGUACAAAGAGAAAAGAUGGGACUCUAGAAGGAUGCUUGGGUCAGGAGGAAUGCCCUCAUCGCAUUCAGCUACUGUGACAGCUCUGGCAGUUGCUAUUGGUUUCCAGGAAGGAACUGGAGGAUCGGCCUUUGCCAUUGCAGUGGUUUUGGCAUGUGUUGUCAUGUAUGAUGCUACUGGUGUAAGACUCCAUGCUGGUCGUCAAGCUGAAUUAUUAAAUCAAAUAGUAUGCGAGCUACCUCCAGAACACCCAGUUUCUAGUGUUAGACCUCUACGCGAUUCACUUGGUCAUACUCCUUUGCAGGUUCUUGCAGGUGCAAUGUUGGGAUGUAUAGUAGCUUCCCUCAUGAGAAGUUCCAGUUAGCUAGCAGAUGGUUAAUUAGAUUAUUCUCUGACUUAAAGAGUGAAUCAUGGGCUCUAAAGGUCAUUGCAAGCGUUUCCACGGAAGGUUUCUCAACAAUUUUUCCCCCGUCAACAGUAAAAAGGAUUGACCGAAAAAAAAGUAUGGCAAGUUUGUAAUCAGAAUUCAACUGUAAAAACGUAAAAAAGUGUGUUCUAAUGCCUUUGAACACUUGGCUAUAGAUUGUUCAUCCCAAGUACAUAAAGAUGAUUGUGUUUUUGUAUUA